Messenger RNA from Helicoverpa armigera (cotton bollworm), 2336 nucleotides. RefSeq names its product filaggrin-2. The record is from RefSeq and is a predicted model, not a curated record. Bases 230 to 1654 code for a protein of 474 amino acids. Lineage: Eukaryota; Metazoa; Arthropoda; Insecta; Lepidoptera; Noctuidae. The transcript is spliced from 5 exons.
CGGGGGACGCAUGCGCUGUGGCCAGUCCGCCAUAACGCGUUCGCGCAUCCACAGGCGCAUAGACACGAAAAUAUAUACAAAAUACUUUUUGUACUUCGAAACUUUUUUCAAUAUGUAAAAGUUGGAGUUUUAAAAAUAGAAGUCUUUUUUUAUAUAUAGUUUUUUUUUGGAAUAAGGAUUUAAAAUAUGAACUUUACAGAUUCUGAUUUAUAGUUAAGUUUUCAACAAAAUGGAACGGUUUGUGAUUCUGGCUCUAUUGGCCUUCAUCGUACCCUGUCUACACUAUACCUCAGCAGAAGAAACUGUCUUAUCAGAAGUACUAACACCCAAAACUGAGGAACAGACAGACAAACUAAAAAGACAGAGCAGAAGUUACUACGACUACAGAUAUGGAGCACCACGGCCUAUUUACGAUAGGAUAGAGUACGGCAGACAGGAGUACGACAGGCCUCGCUGCGGACGAUGCGAUGAUCGCAGAGACGACGAUGACGACUACGACAGACGCGACCGAUACGACGACGACAGACGGGGACACAAACCGACAUACGGUAACAGACACGACAAUAAGAAAAACUAUGAUAGCGACGAAGAUAGAUACUCAGACAGAAAAGGUGGGAACAAAAAUGGAACUGACGAGGAUAAUGGAGAUGGUAAAAAUGCGUAUGACGAUAAGGAUAGCAGACCGAGUGGUAGCCGACGAGGGAGCGAUAGAGACAGAGACAGGGAUCGUGGAAGGGACAGAGAUCGUGACAGGAGGAGAGGAGGAGAUCGGUACGACGACAGAGAACGCUACAGACCAGACUAUUACGACAGAUUCCUAAGAGAUCCUUAUAGAGAAAGAGAUUAUUACGACGAUUACCGAGGAAGAAGACCUUUGUAUGAUAGAUAUUAUCCUAGCUAUGAUGAUGGGUUGAGCAGAUACGAUGGUUAUGGAUAUUCAGGAGUUAGAAGACCAGCUUAUGAUGACAGAGGAUACGAUGAUGGUUAUGGGGGCUACGGACCUAGCGCUGGCAGAGGGCCUCAUGAUAGUUUCAGGCCUUGGGAUGAAACUUACCGGGGUCAAGCGGGUUGGGACGCGGGUGGCAGAGGCUAUUAUUUCGCAUCGGGUAGGCCUGAUGCUGCUCCCGCUGCAGGCUGGGGUCGUCCUGAGUACGCCAGACCACAAGACACAGGCUACCAGACCGCUGGCUACUCUGGUUACGCGGGCUCCUACCGGGACCCCUACGCCCAAGGCAGUAGUGGCUACACUGCCAGCGCUGGGUACGGCCAAGGAGCAGGCUAUGGCCAGCCAAGUGCGGCUUAUGGCCAAGCUGCGGCCUACGGGCAGAGCUUUGCAGGGUACGGGCAGAGUAGUGGGUAUGGACAGGGGAGCGGGUGGCAUAGUGUGGGGGAGAGGAGACCUUAUAGGGAUGAGAGUUCCGUAAAGAAACUCGAAAACCGAGACAACUACAACCAAGAAACAGGUCGCAAUCAGAACAGCUUUGACCAAUCCAGUCGACAGCCAGCUAGCUACGGCCAGACUUCUAACUACGGGCAGUCCUACCAGCAGGUCUACGGAAGCAGCAGCACAACUCCUGGCACCAGCUACCUGUUCCAGAGGGAAGAUGAACAGGUCACGGUCAAAGAUGUUGAGACUACUAAGCCGCCAUCUUAGAUUUUUGUAUUCUGUAUUUGAAUUUCGAAUUUUGUGCCCGUUUUAAAAAGAAUAAAAAUGUUGUUUGUGGAAUUUCUUUGAUGAAUUUGUGGAUUGUAGUGGUCUUAGAAAGAUUUUUUUUUAUAUGUAUGGUAGUGAGCGAUCUUAACUGUGACCUAACUAGUGUACGAUCAAAGAUCAUAAUAUUCAUAAUCAUUAGGAUAAAUCUAAAUCCUACAAUUUGGUUACGUUCUGUAAAACCGAAUAAUUCAAGUACCUUUUGCCUUCAGGUACUAGGUACCUUUAUUUUCGUUUAUAAAUUACGGCAAAUUACUUAAGUAAGUCAACCGUGAAAUAUGCCAACAAUUCUCUUAAAUAUACAGUUCUCAUAUCAUCUUAUGUAUGUAUAUCUAGUUAUCAGUAUUUUCUUUCAGUCUUUAUUUUGAUAUGAAAUAUAGGAGAAUUCGGCUCUAUUUAACGUGUCGUAGAGUUGCAUUGAUUGGAGGAUAGAGUAAGGAGUUGUCUCAAAAGAAUUUUUCAUUUUUAAUCUAAACUCAAAUAAGUAAACAAUUUUUGUUUGAGUUUAUCAAGAGAUUCUGCACAAAAGACUCAUUAAUUUGUGUGAGGCCGUCGCACUUCGUCACUGAACUACGGCCUUACACAACUAUGCCUAGUACUAAGUGUGUGCUUCCCACAAUUAGAC